UCACUCCAGAUUUAACAGAUAUUCAAAAACUCUUUGGUACAUGUUUUUUCUCUGGCUGAAUAAAAUUUGGAAACCAUUCAGAUCCAUUGAAACUCAAUCUUCUUUGCUUCAAUACCUUCCAUACAUUCAUGAUUUCUCAACAAAAAUUUGUAAAUUUUUGUGGGUUUUGAUACCCUACAAACAAAACUUGUCUUUUUCUCAAUAGGUGCGCAGUCACCCACCACCCACCACCACUACCAGAUCCUGAACUCCCAUCAUAUUUUCUUAAUUUUUAUAUAAAUUAUUAAAAUUAUUAUACUCAUAUAUUUAUAUAUAGACAAAACCUCUUUGUGUUAUAUCACUUAUCAAAACAAACCCACACCCCAACUGGGUUCACUCACUCUAAUGGAAUAACCACACACACACAAAAAAAAGCAAGCACCUUUGGAAAGAAAAGAAAAAACCAUAUAUUUGUUUCCAAGUUUUUCCAACAACCCAAUUUGCUUUUCCUCUGUUUUUGCUUUCUGUGUUUUUGUUGCAAAAACACAGUCUUUUGCUCUCAUGGAACGUGCAAGGCGGCUGGCUAACCAGGCCUUCGUGAAGCGCUUGGUUUCAGAGGCCAAGCAGUUUCGCCAGAAUGAGACUGUGUUGAGCUCUUCAACAUCCCCUGUCUUGUACACGCCUUCAAGGUACGUUUCUUCAUUGUCUCCAUGCUCUUUCAUGCGCACAAGUAGCAGAUCAGAUUCAUUAGCAGGCAAAAAUGUGUCACAUAAUGUUGGUUAUGGCACUGGGACACAAACAAGGUCGAUUUCUGUUGAUGCAUUGAAAAACAGUGACACUUUUCCUCGCCGCCAUAACUCAGCCACCCCAGAUGAACAAACCAAAAUGGCUGAGUUAUGUGGGUUUGGUAGUCUUGAUUCACUUAUCGAUGCCACCGUGCCCAAAUCGAUUCGACUCGAAUCGAUGAAGUUUGCCAAGUUUGACGAAGGGUUAACUGAAAGCCAAAUGCUUGAGCAUAUGCAGUAUUUGGCUUCCAAGAAUAAGAUUUUCAAGUCUUUUAUUGGGAUGGGGUAUUAUAACACUUAUGUCCCUCCUGUGAUUUUGAGGAACAUAAUGGAAAACCCAGCUUGGUAUACCCAGUACACUCCUUACCAGGCUGAGAUUUCCCAAGGGAGGCUUGAGUCUUUGCUCAAUUUCCAGACCCUGAUCACUGACCUCACUGGCCUACCCAUGUCAAAUGCUUCAUUGCUUGAUGAAGGAACCGCCGCUGCCGAGGCAAUGGCGAUGUGUAACAACAUUCAAAAAGGGAAGAAGAAGACCUUUGUUAUUGCUAACAACUGCCACCCCCAGACCAUUGAUAUUUGUAAGACUAGAGCAGAUGGUUUUGAUCUUAAAGUUGUGACUGCGGAUCUUAAGGAUAUUGAUUACAAAUCGGGUGAUGUUUGUGGUGUUCUUGUUCAGUAUCCGGGGACUGAGGGUGAGGUUUUGGAUUAUGGGGAGUUUAUUAAGAAUGCUCAUGCUAAUGGGGUUAAGGUUGUGAUGGCAACUGAUCUCUUAGCAUUGACACUGUUGAAGCCUCCUGGUGAAUUUGGGGCAGAUAUUGUUGUUGGCUCUGCACAGAGGUUUGGUGUUCCAAUGGGUUAUGGAGGUCCUCAUGCAGCAUUCCUGGCCACCUCCCAAGAGUACAAGAGGAUGAUGCCGGGAAGAAUUAUUGGUGUUAGUGUUGAUUCUUCAGGGAAGCCUGCGCUGCGUAUGGCGAUGCAGACAAGGGAGCAACAUAUCAGGAGGGACAAGGCUACCAGCAACAUUUGCACUGCUCAGGCACUACUUGCCAACAUGGCUGCCAUGUAUGCUGUUUAUCAUGGACCUGAAGGCCUUAAAACCAUAUCCCAAAGGGUUCAUGGUCUUGCUGGGGCAUUUGCAGUUGGAUUGAAGAAACUUGGGACAGUGGAAGUUCAGGGCCUUCCCUUCUUUGACACUGUGAAGGUUAAGACUUCUGAUGCACAUGCCAUUGCUGAUGCUGCAAUCAAGCAGGGAAUAAAUUUGCGAGUAGUAGACACGAACACUAUUACUGCUUCGUUCGAUGAAACAACUACCUUGGAGGAUGUUGAUAAGCUUUUCAAAGUUUUUGCUUUGGGCAAGCCUGUUCCUUUCACUGCUGCAUCUCUUGCACCAGAAGUUCAGCCUGCAAUUCCUUCUGGGCUAACUAGGGAGAGCCCAUAUCUUACCCAUCCAAUCUUCAACUCGUAUCACACGGAGCAUGAGUUGCUUAGAUACAUUCAUAGGUUGCAAUCAAAGGAUCUUUCGCUAUGCCACAGUAUGAUUCCAUUGGGAUCUUGCACAAUGAAAUUGAACGCAACAACUGAAAUGAUGCCAGUGACAUGGCCUAGUUUUUCUGACAUUCACCCUUUCGCCCCUGCAGAACAGGCUGCGGGUUAUCAGGAAAUGCUCCAAGAUUUGGGUGACCUAUUGUGUACCCUCACUGGGUUUGACUCUUUUUCGUUGCAACCUAAUGCUGGAGCUGCUGGAGAGUAUGCUGGGCUGAUGGUUAUUCGGGCAUAUCAUUUUGCAAGAGGGGAUCACCACCGCAAUGUGUGCAUUAUACCUGUUUCAGCACACGGUACCAAUCCUGCUAGUGCUGCAAUGUGUGGAAUGAAAAUUGUCUCUGUUGGAACUGAUGCAAAGGGAAACAUCAACAUUGAAGAGCUGAGGAAGGCUGCUGAAGCAAACAAGGAUAACUUAUCAGCUCUUAUGGUGACAUAUCCGUCAACUCAUGGAGUGUAUGAAGAAGGUAUCGAUGAGAUAUGUAAGAUAAUCCAUGAUAAUGGAGGUCAAGUAUACAUGGAUGGGGCUAACAUGAAUGCACAGGUUGGUCUGACAAGCCCAGGUUGGAUUGGAGCUGAUGUUUGCCAUCUCAAUCUCCACAAAACAUUUUGCAUUCCACAUGGAGGUGGUGGUCCUGGCAUGGGUCCUAUUGGUGUGAAGAAACACUUGGCGCCAUUCUUGCCGUCUCAUCCUGUGGUACCUACCGGUGGCUUUCCUGCUCCAGACAAGUCUCAGCCACUUGGUACCAUCUCUGCAGCACCUUGGGGUUCUGCACUUAUUUUGCCCAUAUCUUAUACUUACAUAGCCAUGAUGGGGUCCAAGGGGCUCACCGAUGCAUCAAAGAUAGCAAUUCUAAACGCAAACUACAUGGCCAAACGCUUGGAGGAUUAUUACCCCAUUCUAUUCCGUGGUGUCAAUGGAACUGUUGCCCACGAAUUCAUUGUUGACUUGAGAGGCUUUAAGCAUACUGCUGGGAUAGAGCCUGAAGAUGUCGCCAAGCGUCUUAUGGACUACGGAUUCCAUGGACCAACAAUGUCAUGGCCAGUUCCUGGUACUCUCAUGAUCGAACCAACAGAAAGUGAAAGCAAGGCUGAGUUAGACAGGUUUUGCGAUGCUCUUAUUUCCAUUAGAGAAGAGAUUGCUGAGAUUGAGAAAGGAAAAGCUGAUCUCCACAACAAUGUCCUCAAGGGAGCUCCUCACCCACCAUCUCUGCUUAUGGGAGAUACAUGGACUAAGCCAUAUUCCCGGGAAUACGCAGCCUUCCCCGCUUUGUGGCUCCGUUCAGCCAAGUUCUGGCCUACUACAGGACGUGUUGACAAUGUGUAUGGCGACCGCAACCUCAUCUGCACCCUUCAACCGGCACCACAGGCGGUGGAGGAACAAGCGGCAGCCACUGCUUAGUCUUCAGCUCUGUGCCUUUGAACUCAACACAAAGUCUGGUCAUGGAUAUAUCUGAAGUCAUCAUUUCUUCUUCUUCUUCUUCUUCUUCUUCUUCUUCUCCUCCACGUUGUAUAUAAUUAUCCAUCUUCAUACAGCCCCUUAUAUCUCUGGUGACAUUCUUUUCCUAUUUAUGAUGAUGACGAUUAGAUUUUCUAAUAACAACUUGUUGCUGAUUGCAACUCAGAUGUUGUAAUUAUUAUUGCUUCUUUUUUAUCUAUUUUUCCUUCAUUAGGGUCUUAGCUGGGAUUAUACAUUUUCAUGUUUUACCUUUUGUUUUUUCCCGCUGCCUAAGAUUUAAACAUAAUUGGGAAAAAUAAAUAAUAAGAAAUAGAUGC
Molecule: messenger RNA, 4079 nt
Organism: Prunus persica (peach)
Lineage: Eukaryota; Viridiplantae; Streptophyta; Magnoliopsida; Rosales; Rosaceae
Product: glycine dehydrogenase (decarboxylating), mitochondrial
Exons: 15
Coding region: 541-3705 (1054 amino acids)
Biological process (GO): glycine decarboxylation via glycine cleavage system
Cellular component (GO): apoplast; chloroplast envelope; glycine cleavage complex
Molecular function (GO): pyridoxal phosphate binding; glycine binding; glycine dehydrogenase (decarboxylating) activity
Source: RefSeq, a predicted model, not a curated record